AUGGUUCGGCACAAUGAAACGCCUCGAGAUAGUAUAGACAACACUCUACCUGAGAUGUCAGAUAUUGUGCCCGCUGAUGGCUCGCUAUUCCGUCCAUCCCAUCCCCGGCAACCGUCGAAUCCCAAUGUGUUCUCAGACGACUACUCUGUCGACUCAAUUGACGCACCUCUAUUUUCAAAUCAUCAACGAACGAAUUCCUUUUCUUCCUUUGACUCUACCUCUACCGUUGAACCACGACAUUACGACACACCUAAGCCAGUGGCCGAGAACAGCACACGGGUGAACCUUUUGGAUCAACAGCCAAGUCGCCGGUCGCAGGCUUCGGUCCAUGAAUCGUUAUCACUAGAUAGGACUAUCAGCCAUCAGUCACAAAUACCUUCUGCCUCAAACAAUGGCAUCAACAUUGAUCCUUUUGCGGAUCAACCAACCCAAUCAUUUCCCGACAAUGCACGGCCUUCGAGUAUUCGCAAGGGCAUAACCGGAUUGAAUCGACAGUCCACGAUUUCUACUGUCUCCACACGGUCAGGGUAUACUCCAGUGCCACGGGCGAUGAGCCCGUAUCGAGGGGCAACUGGUCCUAGUCAUCCAUAUGCAAUGUAUCCACAGGUUGGUGUCGGUCGAUCGCCCAGUGUUGCGACAGUUUCGACGAUACGACACGCCGACAGUCCGUUGCGAGGACAAAAUGGUCCACAGCAUCCUUAUGGCAUGUAUCCGCAAAAUAUCGACUAUGAAGAAGAUUUAGGGGAUCAGCCAAUUCCAGUGGGCUUCCCUCCUCGCGGGAUACAGCCUCAAGGAACAACCACUCGGGCGGAUGACGUCGGGGAUAUCAUAGGCCCAGACGGCCAUCUGGAACAGCUUCCGCCUUACUCUCGCUAUCCUGAUGGUGUGAUUCGGCCAACAAUGGACAGAGGUCCUGCUAGCAUAGCCAGUGAUAUGAGAGGACGAUUCGAAAGAUAUCAAGAUGAGCCCAACAACAGGCCGGAUUCAUCUUCAGGAUCAGGGGCAUUGGUCAACGUUGAUUCUUCAGAACCAUUGCGGUCACCAACCUCGUCAUCUGAACGAUCAUCAACUCCAGUGGCACCAGUGCCAGAGGAAAAGCCGCGUCGGAAGGGUCAACAGAAAUGCUGCGGCGCCCCGAUAGGACUUGUGGUGAUGUUGAGCAUGGCCAUGGUAAUUUGUGUACUUCUAGGUGGUGUCAUUGGCGGGGUAUUAGGCGAAAGGGCGGCCACGCAUCGCGCACAGCUUGCAGCCGCUGAACGUCCCUCGCAUCCGGCGAGCGUGGUUACCGUCACUUAUACAUCCGACGUAACACCGUAUACAGCCACGCCCACAGGCUUUGCUGCUCUCCCGACAGGCAGUUAUCAGGUUCCUUGGAUAGUCACAAAUGUGUCCAAGUUCUGUGUUGGAACGUCUAAUCAGAUGCAAUCCUGGAGCUGCCAAAUCACGAAUCCACUCCCUGUUAACAUUCAAGGAUCUAUCAUGUCUAGCAGCAUCACUGUCCAGCAACCUAGCAUUCAGAAUGGCCAUUUCGAGUAUGGCGCCCAAUUACCUUACGAUAUCAAUCCCCUUCAACAGCAUCUCGACAUCAUGAUCGAUAAAGAAGACCCUCAACUAGGGCCGGCACUCUUUUUUCAAACAUUGUUCAAUAAACUCGUCAUAGUUCAGGACUCUCAAGAUAUGCGAUCGAAACGCUCACUUGGCGAGAGUGCUACCUCCGGCAAUGGAUUUGUAGACGAGCAGAAUCAAAACACAAAGUACCCGAAGCCUUGGUUUUGCUGGUGGAACCAGACACAAAUCGAGACGUUUAUCUAUAUAAAUCAAACCAAAGACGCAACCGGCUCCGGGAUAACAUCGACUACGAGCUCGGCUACACAACCUCCAUUGAUAACCACGGCACCAUCGCCCACGGCUACGGCAGGAUCACAGAAACGAGAUCUAAGAGAUCUACUACUUCGUGAUAAUAUUAGCGGCAUUUAUCCUAGGAAGGUUAAGGUCAAGGAACACCGGGUGAACCCCAAUGCACCCAAUGCGUAUUGUCAGCAGAUGCAGGUCAAUCCGGACAACAGCAUUACUCCGAUUCAGGGUCAACGUUUCAAUAUCAACGAAACAGCACCGUCCGCUUCGCAUGACGGCAGCCCUCCGUGCUAUUGUGAGUGGAUGACCUGA
Talaromyces marneffei is the source of this 2166-nucleotide messenger RNA. RefSeq lists its product as uncharacterized. Lineage: Eukaryota; Fungi; Ascomycota; Eurotiomycetes; Eurotiales; Trichocomaceae. The record is from RefSeq and is a predicted model, not a curated record. The transcript has a single exon. Bases 1 to 2166 code for a protein of 721 amino acids.